Molecule: messenger RNA, 166 nt
Organism: Perkinsus marinus ATCC 50983
Lineage: Eukaryota; Perkinsozoa; Perkinsida; Perkinsidae
Exons: 1
Source: RefSeq, a predicted model, not a curated record
CAUUGAGUUGCGAUGGACUGGGUGUGUUUCAGAAUCGAUACCCACAGCGGUCCAUCGCCUACUCCAGGGCCUGGCGGUCCCGCCGACUGUCACACAAUGGCAUCAUUGGGAUCCCAAUACGGAGCACGGAAGACAGGUAGCGGAAGAGGAGUUUGCCGCUGUCUUG